AUGGAUGCUAUUUUGGUGACAUGGCUUUUAAUUCACAUAUUCUCGAUUGAUUAUCGUCGAAGAAUGUGUUCUAUGAAUUGGACGAUACUCGGAAAAUUGCUCAACUGCUGUGAAAACCUCACAAUCAAUUUUGGACGUUUCGUCUUAUUUACUAACGAAUUGUUUGUCUCGUUCUUAUCGGUGGUGUCGCCAGAUAAGUAA
Molecule: messenger RNA, 201 nt
Organism: Adineta ricciae
Lineage: Eukaryota; Metazoa; Rotifera; Eurotatoria; Adinetida; Adinetidae
Source: the annotation of a GenBank genome assembly